AAACAUUUUGCGGCGAGUUCGCAAAAUCUGGGACGCGUCCUGAGCAUUGGGUAUUCUGAAAGACACAAAUAUUUAUAUAAAAAAAAUCUGUGCUAUUUACGAUCUUACCAUGUCUACCCUUGAUAUAAUAUACCUAUUAAUACUUGUGUUGAGCAUUCAAUAUGGAUUUUUAAUAAAAAGAGUUAAUAGUAUUUUGAAAAAGAAGAUAUUAUGCCUCAUGGCUGGUUUAGUAAUAGUUUUUUUGUUAGUUGGAAUUAAUGGGGCUGUUCAUUCAUUUUCUACUAUUACAAUCAAUUUUUUUAUACUUAAAAUAUUUGGUUAUAGAAACUGUCAUUCUGUAUCAGUACUGUUUACUUUUACAUAUUUACUUUUUUUCCGAACAUGUGAAUAUUUUGGUUUUCCGAAACCUCCUCAGCACUCUAAUGCAAUUCAACUUUUGGUUACAAUUAGAAUGAUCAGUUUUGCAUUCGAACAUCAUGAUAGUUUAAUUAAAAUUGAGAAAAAGGAAGAAAGACAUAAAACUUGUAUCUCUGCUUUAGAUGUUUUUACAUAUGGUUACUGUUACAUUGGAUUAAUGACUGGUCCUUUUUACACUUAUAAAACAUUCACAGACAUGUUAAAGCAAGAUGGUAAUAAGAUAAACACUGUGUGGCCAACAAUUAUGAACCUAAAAUACUUGCCUAUAAUAGUUGCAAUUUAUCUUUUUUUGAACAGUUACUUCCCAGCAAAUUAUUUAGAAAAUGAUGAAUGCCUAAAACAUGGUUUUCUUUAUAUUGCGUUUAUCUCUGUUGUUACUUUUAUGUGGUUCCGCUGGCGGUUCUACAUCGGUUGGCUUUUAGCAGAAUCAAUGUGCAUAUCUUGUGGGUUGGGUGGAUAUCCUAAACAUUUAGUUUGUAAACCAGGUGUUGGGCCAACUGGAGAAAUUAUUGAUUCAAGAAAUUUAUCAAUUCAUUCAGCUGAUAGUUACAACUUUGACACAAUUUGCAAUAUCAGCAUUAGUGGUGUUGAAUUUUCAACUUCCUUCCAAGCAGCAUUGAGAAACUGGAACAUGACCAUUCAGUGGUGGAUGAAAGAGUAUGUUUACAAACGUUUGCCUUUUCAUUCUCGUGCACUGAAGAUUGCUGUUUCAUUUUUUGUAAGUUGCUACUGGCAUGGCAUUUACAGUGGAUAUUACUUAACCGGUAUUUGUUAUGUAUUUGCCAUUGUAACUGAUGUUCGAUUGAGUCACUCAAUAAGCAAAUACAUUAGAACAGAUUUCCAAAAGAUUUUAUGGCUAACAUUUAAGCAAGUGUAUGUAUAUAGUGCAACUGCGUUUAUGUUUGUACCUUUUCAUUAUUUGACUUUUGACAUUAGUUUAAAAAUUUGGGAAGCGAUGUAUUAUUGGGGUCUUGUUUCCAUGGUAUUUUUAAACAUAGUUGCAUCAUUAAAAAUGUCUUGGAUUGAUUUUGUAUAUUUGCUUCUUUUAAUCUUAUGUAUUCCUUAUGGACAUCUUGUUAAGCUAUCAGGUAGUGCCUUCAAUAAAAAGCUUAUGUGUCUUGGAGGUGGUUUAUUAAUUAUAUUCCUUCUUGUUGCUGAAAGCAGCUGGCAUUCUGCUGUUACUAUAUUUGGAAAUUAUCUUAUAAUAAAAGGGUUUGGGUAUAGGUAUUGUCGAAUAGCAUCAUUUGUAUUUACAUUUGGAUACUUAUUUUUUUUCCGAAUAUGUUCUUAUCUUGGUUUGCCUGAUCCAGAUGGUCAAUCAAAUGCCCUUCAAUUACUUGUUACACUUCGUAUGGUGAGUUACUCGUUUGAAUACCAUGAUUAUGUAAGUAAAAAAAUAUCAGAAGAAAAAAAAGAUGAUAAAAAAUUUGACUUCACAUUGUUUGAUAUAUUCACAUAUGGGUAUUGUUAUAUUGGACUGAUGACAGGCCCUUUUUAUACUUUUAAAACAUUCAGUGAUAUGUUACAUCAAGAUGGUUCAAAAGUUUCUACUGUCUGGCCAGCAGUUAAAAACUUAAAACAACUACUUUUUUUGGUUUUACCAUAUUUGCUUCUGAUAGAAUAUUUUCCCUUGAGUUAUCUUGAAAGUGCUGAAUGCUUGAAUCAUCGCUGGGGAGUGUUGCACAUAGUAUUGGUAUUAGUGCCAACAUUUACAUGGUUUCGUUGGAGAUUUUACAUUGGUUGGUUGUUAGCUGAGAGCAUGUGUAUGACCAGUGGGUUAGGAGCAUAUCCAUUUGAGUGUAAAGCAAAACCAGGUUUGGGUCCAACCACUGUGCCAACUCAGAAUAAUGAAGAAACCUUGAUAAGGGAACAGAAUGAUUAUAGUGAUACUCACAGUUUUGAAACUAUCCAUAACAUUUCUAUUUAUGAUGUUGAGUUUGCUCCAACGAUGCGUUCGGCAAUGAAAGUUUGGAAUAUGACAGUUCAAUGGUGGAUGGCGAACUAUGUUUAUCAGAAACUCACUUUUAAAUCGUCACAAUUAAGGAUGUUUGUGCUGUUAUUUGUAAGCGCUUUUUGGCACGGCGUUUAUCCGGGGUAUUACUUUACUUUCAUAUCUGUUGCUUUUGUUGUGAUUGCUGAAACACGCAUGUCAAACUCAAUUAAGCCAUAUUUGACGGAUUCUCAAAAGUAUUAUUGGGAUUGGAUAACAUGUUUCUGUUUAUACAGAUCGUUUGAGUAUCUUGGAGUUGCAUUUAUGUUAUUAAAGUUAGAAUCGAUCUGGAGCGUAUGGAGAAGAAUGUACUUCAUUGGACAUGCUUUUAUGUUAUUUUUUAUAAUAUUGCCAGUAUUUAUACCAAAAAAUAAACACAUUCCUAAAACAUCUAAGAGUCAAUAAUUUUAUUUUAUUUAGGUAUUUUUUUGACAUAUCUAAAUGAUAUAUUGCUGGUUUUGAUUUUAAUUUUCAGGGGGUUUUUCAUGUAAAUUUCUAAAAGUUUGUUUCAAAACUACAUUAUCUAACAUUAUAGUCAGGUGAUUAC
Molecule: messenger RNA, 2954 nt
Organism: Hydra vulgaris (swiftwater hydra)
Lineage: Eukaryota; Metazoa; Cnidaria; Hydrozoa; Anthoathecata; Hydridae
Source: RefSeq, a predicted model, not a curated record